This is a messenger RNA of Arachis ipaensis, 750 nucleotides long. Its product is annotated as putative F-box protein At1g67623. Gene Ontology annotation, molecular function: protein binding. The record is from RefSeq and is a predicted model, not a curated record. Lineage: Eukaryota; Viridiplantae; Streptophyta; Magnoliopsida; Fabales; Fabaceae.
AUGGCUGGAGGUUCCAUGAAGAACAGAAAGAAAAGAAACGCAGCCAAGACGAUCAGAGAGAAAGGGACCGUAUCCGUUGAGUACGAAUGUUCGCUGAAUCUUCUUCCUCACGACAUAUGGGUCAGGAUUGCCACGAAAGUUGCGUCGUAUUCGAUUAAGGAUCUGUUCAACAUGCACGCAACUUGCAAGGUGUUUCUGGGUGCAGCGAGGUCCGACGCUGUUUACAAGGAGGCGUCAAUGUUGGAGUUGCCAAUUGCAUCCUUUUUAUACUACUAUGGCCGACCUGAACACAGCUUCAUAGAAUGCUGCACGGAGGCAGGAAAUCCAGCUGCCCUACUCCGGGUGGGGAUGAUUGAAUUCGUCUGGAUUGGUCACUGCGUCGGUGGAAUGGAUACUCUGACUAUGGCUGCAACUGGGGGCGACCUGGAAGCCUGUUACAUGUGUGCGAUGCUGUUAUUGUCUCAUGCUAAGGAAGACGAAGAGCACAUGCGAAAGGGACUUGAAUUUUUUGAGAUUGUACGUGAUUCUGGGGCGCUCGAAAGGUGCAGAGAGGUCUUCAGGCAGGUAUUCGCGGAUCCGUGGGUGGAGGUUAAGCCGUUGGAUCCUGUAUUGUCCGAGGUUUGUCGGUCCACCAGUUGCCGCACCAGAGGCACCAUGGGUGAUGUGGAAGAUUUGUCCCAUGUCUCGUGUGUGCAGUGCCUGGCCGAUUACGAGGUUCGGGUGUUCCGGGAGUUGUUUGCAUUCGAAUAA